This is a messenger RNA of Carcharodon carcharias (great white shark), 812 nucleotides long. RefSeq names its product fucolectin-like. Lineage: Eukaryota; Metazoa; Chordata; Chondrichthyes; Lamniformes; Lamnidae. The record is from RefSeq and is a predicted model, not a curated record. The coding region runs from base 1 to 786 and encodes 261 amino acids. The transcript is spliced from 5 exons.
AUGGGUUUGGAAGGUGCUGCCUUAGUGCCAGGGGCAGAGGUGAUCACUGCAGAGCCGGCCGGAAAUCGGAGAGGGAGCCUCCAAGCGGAGGUGCCCUCUCUGGAGGCAAUAGCUGCCUCACCAUUUCACCUCGUAGCGGGAGCUGACGGCAUAGUGGUGACAUCACUGGACUGGCCUAUUGGCUGCCAGCUGGAGAUCCAGCAAGAGCUCCACCCUCCUUCUUUUCGGGAGAGCCACCAGCCAAUCGGGCAGUGGCGAGGUCAGAAGUGGGCAUUCCCCUGGGGUCAAGGACCAGGCCUCGGGAUGAAGAUUAUCGCUUUGAUUGUGUUGGCAGCUUGCUCUAGUGUGGGGACCCUGGCAUGUGGCAAUGUGGCUCGCAGGGGGAAUGCAACUCAGUCCAGCACCAACUGGGGCGGGGAUGCAAACAAAGCAAUUGACGGGAACCGAAAUGCUUUUUACAAGAACUGGUCGUGUACUCACACCAACACUGACCGCAGAGCCUGGUGGAGCCUCGAUCUGUUCGCUGAGGAGAAGGUCUUGUCAAUAAAGGUCACCAACAGGCAGGAUUGUUGCUGGGAACGUUUAAAGGGUGCAGUGGUCCGUGUGGGCACUUCCUUCCACAACCACGGCAACGACAACCCAAUAUGUGGGACCAUUCAAUCCCUGGGUGCUGGAGAAACAGGAGUCUUAAACUGUCAUGGAAUGAUGGGUCGAUUCAUUAACAUCGCCCUGAAGGAACGUGGAAUCCUGACUAUCUGCGAGUGUGAGGUUUAUGUGAAAACCUGAGACUCUGUAACCUUCAGCAUCCAAUA